Molecule: messenger RNA, 2511 nt
Organism: Belonocnema kinseyi
Lineage: Eukaryota; Metazoa; Arthropoda; Insecta; Hymenoptera; Cynipidae
Gene: Stim
Product: stromal interaction molecule homolog
Exons: 12
Coding region: 432-2456 (674 amino acids)
Biological process (GO): store-operated calcium entry; activation of store-operated calcium channel activity; intracellular calcium ion homeostasis
Cellular component (GO): plasma membrane; endoplasmic reticulum
Molecular function (GO): protein binding; calcium ion binding; calcium channel regulator activity
Source: RefSeq, a predicted model, not a curated record
AUCUAUGGUCAGUGGCCUUGGUCGAACAUCUGAUUUCGCGGAGCAGUGUACUUGAUCCGAAAAAAAAUAAUCAAAUUGGAAACGGUGAAAAGGAUCGUGGGAGCCGGGGGCCGCUUUAAUGAAGUCAACGAGGAAAGUAAAAAAAUCAUCUUCGAGGCGUUUAUCGUCCUCGUAAUCGUGUACCUGGCACGUGGAGCUCAGUCUAAGGCCCGAGGGUUCCGUUUUUGAUUUUUUCUGAAUCGUUAACCUUGACUCGGGGUUUCGCGAUUAACCAUUUUCGUGAGUGGUGUCAAGGCGGUGUGAAGUGGUGGCAAGUUUCGACUCAACUUGAAUCGUUGAUUCGCGUCAUCAUCUUCGGGAUUUGGGGUGAUUUGAGGAGACGAACGGGAGGCGCGAGCUGUCAGUGUCGCGGUGGAUGAGCCUAACCUAAAAUGCGAGCGGCGAUCGCCGACGUCGUCGUACUGUUUAUCCUUCACCUUCUGUUCUGGUGCUGCGUCGACGUCCUCGCCAGCGGCGGCGCCCUUGACUCCACAUCCAGCAGCUACUAUGCUGGACCUACCCAUACCCCAACCUCGAAAUUGCCUUCCUUCACACAGAGUCUCUCUGAUGGACUUGCACAGGCCGUGGCUCACGAGGCUGCUGAACAGAAUGAAAAAUUCGAAAAGAAGCGUCGAAAAAGUUUCGAAGGUACGGAAGCUUGUAAUGAUGACCUCGCGUGCCUAACUAUGGCGUCAAAUGAUCGACUAGGCUUAGAAGCUAUCAAGUCUCUCCACAGUCAACUAGACGACGAUGCCAAUGGAAAUGUCGAUCUUUCAGAAUCGGAUGAUUUCUUAAGAGAAGAACUACAAUAUGAAGCUGGUUACGAACGAAGGCAAAGGGCCUUUCAUCACAAUGAUGACAUGCAAAUUAGCGUUCGUGAAUUGUGGGAAGCGUGGCUCAGAUCAGAGGUCCAUAACUGGACGAUUGAGCAAACCUCCGAAUGGCUGACAAGUAAUGUCGAGCUUCCUCAAUAUGUUCCUAAUUUUAUUCAGCAUCGAGUAACGGGUGCGGCUCUUCCCAGAUUGGCUGUGAACAACAUGCACUAUCUUAGCAAUAUUUUAGGAAUCAAGGACCCAAUUCAUAAGCAAAAACUCGCCCUUAAGGCGAUGGAUGUAGUUCUUUUUGGCCCUCCAAAAGACACUGGUCACAGCAUCAAAGAUUUGGUGCUGAUAACUCUUCUGUUUGGCGCACUGAUCGGUUGUUGGUACGCCUAUCAGCAGAAAAAGAACUCGCAGAAACAUCUUUAUAGAAUGAUGAAGGACAUGGAAAGUUUGCACAAGGCUGAAAUCGCCCUCGAGGAUCUUCAGAAAGAACUCGAAAGGGCAAGAGUAGAACAAGAGAGUGCAGCAGCAGAAAAACAAAAUUUGGAGAAGCGAUUAAAAGAUGAAGGAAUGGGUCUUCAUACUUCGUAUUCGGAUCUCGAAGUCUCGCAACUCAAAGCAGAGAUCGAAAUGUUAAAAAUGGAAUUACAACGUGCUGAAGGUGAACUCGAAGAUCGUUGUUGGUCUCCGCCUGUCGGUUUGCAGCAUUGGCUGCAGAUGACACAUGAGAUCGAAAACAAAGCUUAUACGAAGAAAAAAAUCAGUGCUGAAAAACAGCUUCAAAGUGCAAGAGAAGCUUGCGAGAAGCUGCGAAAAAAGAGGUCCAGUUUGGUGGGUGCGUUUGUUUCGACGCAUGGAAAGUCUAUCGAUGAGGUGGACAAAAGUAUCGUGGAAGCGAGGACAGCUCUCAACGAGGUGACCACGGAAUUACAAGAACGCGUGCAUCGUUGGAAACAAAUUGAGCUUUUAUGUGGAUUCAAUAUAAUUAACAAUAAUGGACUCAAUUAUCUUGAGAACGUUUUGUACAGAGGAGCGCCUAAUGGAAGAGGACUUGGCCUCAGAGGUCGAUUGAGUAGCCAAGAUGACCUAGACGACGAUACAAGUUCGCUCUACUCUCCAUCAGUCUCUGGCGCAGCAGGUACGCUGGAUAACAUAACUUGGAAGGAAUCGUCGAUCCCUCCAGAUUCAUCAAGCAGUGAGACGGGUAAAGAGACGCCGCCGGAGGCGGUGCACUUUACACUGGGCGAGAGCAGCGAAGAGUCGGCGAAAGAACGUCCCACGUCCUCCAAUGAAAAGGCCACUGCGAUGGUGCGUUCCUUCAGCCAGGACACCAACAUGGUUUUCACCGAAGAGAAGCCUACCUCAUCAUUCCUUUCCAAAACCUCCUUUUCCGAGAACUCCAUCGACACCUCGGAGAGGCUCUAUCGCUUCGUCACGGCGAAAAAGUCCCUCAAAGAUUUGCCCACUGUUAUGUCUGUCGACGACGAGACACUUUCCACCGAUUCUAAUUCCACGGCGGAUAACGAUGAGCAGAAGCGCAGGCGCAGAAAGCUCCAUUUUCCCGCUUUUAGGAAGAACAAGUCCAAACUUUCGUGAUGCUUACUAGUCACUCAAGUCUUCUUGUAUAAUUAAAAGAAGAAAAAAAAAAGAA